CGGUUGCUGGGGGAACACCGGCUGGACGCUUGUUGCUGGUCUCGCGGUGACGUAAUGGAGCUACUUCCGGAUCCGUGUGUACGGCGGGGCUCAGAUGCUUUACAGUAAUGGCUUUCUUUAGCUUGUGAUGGUGAGAUGAAGAUUUGGCUUGCCUGCCCUGCGUCUGCUGACCCGCUUGUAUUAUCCAGCACUCUUGAAAGGAUUUACUAAUGCUGGAGUCAGACGAUGAAUUUACUGAAUUAUGUACCAAGCUCUUGAAGCGGGUUAAAAAGAACAAGCCAUUGGAGGGCAAGAGUGUAUCCACAGCCUGCACCACAGGCAAGAGCAAGUUAAAAAAGCCCAGACCUUCCAGGGCCAAAACUAAGACAAAUAAUGGGGUCAGUAAGGAGGCGGAACAGAACAACAAAGCGGGAGAUGGACCAGAGAAGCCAAGAAAUGAGGAUGAAGCCGGGAGCGCUGUGCAGACACACCUGUCCAAUGGGCACACAGAGAAAGAUUUCAGUGGUAAAGAGUCUCGGGAAGAAACAGCCCGACAGCAGGACCAACCUUGUGUGAAAGAUCUUGUCUUGGAAAGGAUGCAGCAGUAUAAGAGGGCCUCCCCUGUCCGAAUGAAGCUGAAUUCUUUGGAAGCCAAUGGAGAACAAGUCGAAACAUUUAAAGUGGAUGCAGAUGUUCACACUGAUGGGGAUCUGGCAAUGGCUUUGCAACUGGACCAUAAGAAUCAUUCGGGUGACCUACAAGAUGAAGGACUCUUCUUCUGUCAGUUGUGCCAGAAAGACCUCACUGCCCUGAGCAGCGUGCUGCGGGAACAGCAUGUUAACAGGUGCCUGGAUCAGAGUGAGGGUGUACAAGGUCAUUCAGCUGCAACAGCAGUUCCCAGUUGUCCAUUAUGUGGAAAACCCUUCACCACAGAGAAGGCCCGUGCCUCUCACCUGAAGCGAUGCGCUGCCAAGCUGGAGGUGCCUGCGCAGACAUUGUUGCAAGCUGUCCAGAGACAGGCUGCUCAUACCAGCACAGAAGUACCAACAGGGAAAGUCAAUGUAAAGAGGAAAGGGGCACCAAAGCAGAAGGAGCCUUCCAAGAGAAGGAAGGUAGCAAAGACUGGAGCUGAUAUGGAAAAUUUGAUGGUUGCGAUGGCGCUGUCACGUUCUCUGCAAGAAGAAAACUUUUCAAAAAACCCUGAGUACGCUCAGCCUGCCAGACACAUCGCUCCAAUAGAAAAGAAAAGUCGCCGGAAAAAAAAGGACAAACCGCCUUCUGUCCUGAUGGUCCAGACCCCAGAAGAGGCCAUGCAGAAGCUUCAGAAGAGGUUUUCUUUGCUGCUGAGCGAGGAACCUGUGGAGAACAACCUCGUUACACUGCCCGCCAGUCACUUCUGGAACAUACAGGAAGAAGACAGAGAAACCUGGAGAAUACGUGCUGCAAAGAAUUGUGUCCUUUGGGACAUCAGCAACAUGAUGGAGACUAGAGAUGCAAUCCCCUACUAUACAGCAGAGCUAAAUCCUUCAAUAACUCCAUGGAAGCCUCCCUUGAAGGUAAACCUGGCCUUGGUGCUACAGGCGGUUACUCCUAUUGCUCCCAACUUACCCACUGGAAUGCCAGCAAACCAAACGCACAAUGACAAAGUUGCUUCUCCUGCCACCCCGUUUAAGGAUCAGAAGCCACUGUCUGUCAGCCAGAAGGAUAAACAAGCUUUGCUGGACCUAGCAGAACUAGCAGGAGAAGGUAUGACACUGACUCAGUGGAACUUUAUACCCAGCAAAGCCAGCAACCAAACAGGCCGAGAAUCACCAGUCAGCAUUGCAUGUAGUGGAUUCAUUCCUUCUGAAGAAGAAGUGACCAGAAAAGAGAGCCAUAUUCUUGAUCCUAACAAAAAUGCAGUCAAUACUCUGAUGGCAGAUUUCAUGGAGAUGGUGAAUAAUCCUCAUCUGAGUGAUGCUCAGCUGCAGACGGACUGUGGGGAGGUGCUAAGUGUGCACAUGUUUGUGUUGUAUGCCCGCUGCCCUCUGCUUGUUGAAGCGGUACACUCUGAAGGAUUCUAUGUAGAUGAAGCUAGCACGGGUCGUGUGAGACGUUUACUUGUCAAUGAUGUGUCUGCUGAAGCGGCACUCGUUUUUCUGCGAUUUCUGUACUCUGCCAAGACAGACAUCCCCAGCCACUGCCUACCGCAUGUUUGCGAAUUGGCUCGAAGAUUUGGAGUAAAAAGUCUCAUAGACACCUGUGAGCUUUUAGUGGGCAUGCCCCAUGGGUCAGAAGAUGUGGCACUUGCAGAAGAAGAAGAGGAGGGUGAUGAUGGAGAAGAGAGAGAAGAACAUUUCCGGGAGUUAUUGAAGUCCAUGUGGGUGGAUGAGGGCGAAGAUCUCUUUUCAGAGCAGGAGGUGGUGGAAGCACUUGAGGAAAAAGUUAAUGAUGGACGGGUUGAGGAGGUGGAUUUGGAGGAAAUCUAUGAAUUUGCAGCCACUCAACGCAGAAAGCCAGAGGAACAGCCCACAGAAGCUGAAAGUAGUAGUGAACUUGAAGCUGGAUAUCAAGACAAGGAGUCUGAAGACCAGUCUCUUUCAGCCAGAAGCCAGCCGGCUAGAGAAGGAACAGCCUAUGGAUAUAGUAAAUCAACAGUCUGUCGAUUGUCACUCAAAAAACAAUAUAAAAAAUAGUUCUAACCUUGUCCCUGUCCAAAAGGAUGUGGCAUGGUCUCCUCUUCAGAAUUCACCGCUUGUCUUAAAUCUAACAGCCUAGAGUCUUCUCCUGCAAUACCUCCCUUAGCUUCUCCUGCUUGGACCAAAACGCAGCCACCUCCAAUUCAUUCUGUUUCCCCUGUUCAAUCUCCCUUCAAAAGGCACCGUUCUAUAUCUAAUUCUCCAGCGCGUAAAUGUUUUAUCACACACUCGGAGCCAUUGGUACGUCCCUCAGCUGUGCUCAGUGAUACCUCUGCUGCAGUUGUACACACUAUUUCACUCAUAUCCCCAGAAAGAGAGGAAGAUCCUGAAGCAGACUUGUUCAGCCAGCACAGCCGCACACCUCUCGAUGAUAGCUUUGACCGUUUAUUUUCAGAGACAUGUGGCGAGUAUGUAGAACCUUCGGGGAUUUGUGGAUCAAGCUCCCGCGUGCGUGUUGACACUCUUGCCACGGGCCACCUGUACUUACAAGCUCACCUUCUGUCAUUCAGCGUCCUUUUCUUCCAGAGCUUGGAUCUUCACCUAAUUUUCAGCAGCAAACACGGUCUUUUAGGGCAGUCCUCUUUGUCAGCUCCUGAGAAUGGAAAUUCCCCAGCCUCCAUUUGUAAAGAUUCUAAACAUAGUGAACCUACCCAGAAUUCUAGCAAGGUUUCCUCUACAGCUGUGUCCCAGGAACAAGACAUUAUCUUGAUCCUGUCAUCUGACGAAGAGGCAGAGGACAGUGCUCAUACUGCUGAAGUUAAAGCACAUAGCAGUAAGUCUGGUAUAUUCACAAGCAUUAAAGACUCUCCCACUAGCUUCAGUAUACGAAAAAGCAGUGAAGGUCAUUCACACAUGGAUAAAAGCAGCAGUUCAGAGAUGUCUUGGUUGAUACCUGCUACUCCAAUGUCACAUUUAAUAGGGACAGGAGUUUCCCUGCUCCAAGCAUCACAUAUAAUGCAAGCAGCCAAAACAUCCAAAGCAGGCAACCAUGAUGAUUCUCGUCAUGACUUGGUGUCACCAACUCAGAAAAGCACCUCUCUCGCUGUGACUUUGAACACAACCCAGACAUCUUCAUUUGCUAGUCGACCCUCAUACCCAAGCACCCCUGGAAAAGAUCGUAGGGUCCUGCACUACAGUACUGUGUUUGAAGUUGUGGACAGUGAAGAGGAGGAACCAGUGGCUGAGCCCCAGGCUGACACCAGCACUUGCAGCUUUCAGAUGGAUUACGAUGAGCCACCUAUGCCCAUUGAAGAUGAUUUGUGCCAGCCAAAGACCCCGGGACCCUCUGCAGAAUGCCUGCACUUCAGGAAAGAGACAGUGAGGCCUGAUAAAAGCGAGGACUCUACUCACACUACAGCUUCACAGAGCAAGCAAUCAAGCUACCUCAACUCCAAGCUGUGGGAUGAGUGGGAGGAUGAAGAGCCUGAGUUGCCUGUUCUGCCAUUGUCUCAGCGAAUAACAAUCCCGGAUGUGCAUAAGUUGCUGAGGACCCCAGUUUCUAUUGUGCGCAAGAGAGAGCUGCCACCGAAGGUUGCUAUCACCCCACUACCGAAUUAUUCAGACAUGGACACCCCAGACUUAAAGAAGGAAUUAAACAGGUACGGAGUGAGAGCCCUUCCCAAGAAGAAGAUGGUGCUGAAAAUGAAAGAAAUAUUCAGUUACACACAUCAGGUCAUGAGCUCCGAUUCUGAAGAGGACAUUUCCUCAUCACAGCCUGGCAGAAACAUAAUCAGUGCAGUCCAAAGUCAGCGUCUGCCUGCGUCCAGCAAACAAAGCGCUCCAUCCACAGCUACAACCACCAGCAUUUCCCUGACACAGAUGGGGAAGAGGACAACAACUGUAUGUGCAGCACAGGAAGCAGACAGUGGAGAUGAUCAGCCACCAACAGCAUCACAGGAAUCUACAACAUCUUCUGUGGCUGCAAGUGACACCUCUUCUAUAUCCCACAGUUCCAACACCAAUGAGUUUGAAACGGCGUUUGCAGAUGAAGACGAUGAGGAGUUGGUGCCGGCUUCUCAAGCAGCCAACAAAGAGGCACUGACAGUCGAAGCAUUGAGAAAGUUUAUAGAAGAUCGUCCUGAUUUACAUAAGCGUAUCUUGCUCUACCAGCCUCUGGACCUGGCAGCCCUUCAUGCCGAGCUUAAGCAGAAUGGGAUUAAGAUAGCUGCUGGGAAGCUAUUGGACUUUCUGGAUGCGCACUGUGUGACUUUCACAACUGCCACCGCGCGGAAGGAAAAGAAGAGCCGCGGGAAGAGGAAAGCAGGAAAGCGUUACUGAAUUGUUUUAAAGGGUCAGCCCUCCAAAAACUGAUAGGUGAACUAUGGGUGGACACUGGUGUACCUGAUCACUAUUUUAUUUUAUUUCAUAUAUAUAUAUAUAAUGUGUGUGUGUGUAUAUAUAUAUAUAAUCUAUUAAGGGGUUCCAGAGGCAAGAUCCCUGACCAAAGUCUCAACUUUCCCUACAUUUAACAUGGAGACUUACGGCUGCUGUGGUCGUUUAUAUGUGCCUGUUGUAUUCUCAAUAAUGUGAAAUUAAUGAAAAAUCCAACAGGGAAACUAAUUAUGUCUGUAGAACACUGUUUCUCAGCUCGCGUCCCAACAGGUCAUGUUUUCAGGAUUUCCCUCGGUUAAAACGGCUGUGGUGACUACUAAGGCAGUGCAACUGAUCAAAUCAUCUGUGAAAAAUAACGGAGAGCCUGAAAACAUGACCUGUUGGGGCGCCUUAUGGACUGGAGAUGAGAAACACUGCUGUAGAAGGUGGGAGGAGCUGGGAGCUCAAGGGCUGAGAUUUUGCUGCAAAGUCCCAGUGAGAUAUAGGAAACCAGUUGAAUUACUACAGUUCAUCAUUUAACCAGGAAUUACAGUUUUAGGUGGACUGACAUUUUAAGACAGAGGGGUUAUUCCUUCAAUGUAAAUAUAUAUUGUAAUUGUGUAUCAAAUUAUGUAUAUGGAUUUUAAAGAAAAAAAAUGAACGUGAUGGCUGUUUUGUUUUGGAUUUAAUAUGUAAUAAAUAUGAAUGUUAUAAUGACUGGUUGCACUUCA
Molecule: messenger RNA, 5698 nt
Organism: Rana temporaria (common frog)
Lineage: Eukaryota; Metazoa; Chordata; Amphibia; Anura; Ranidae
Gene: SLX4
Product: SLX4 structure-specific endonuclease subunit
Biological process (GO): interstrand cross-link repair; DNA replication; meiotic DNA double-strand break processing
Cellular component (GO): Slx1-Slx4 complex; nucleus
Molecular function (GO): enzyme binding
Source: RefSeq, a predicted model, not a curated record